Molecule: messenger RNA, 468 nt
Organism: Saprolegnia diclina VS20
Lineage: Eukaryota; Oomycota; Saprolegniomycetes; Saprolegniales; Saprolegniaceae
Exons: 1
Coding region: 1-468 (155 amino acids)
Biological process (GO): regulation of DNA-templated transcription
Molecular function (GO): DNA-binding transcription factor activity; sequence-specific DNA binding
Source: RefSeq, a predicted model, not a curated record
AUGAAGUCGACACUGAGCAUGAAGAGCCAUGGCGUCCCGACAUUUGUGCAGAGCUUGUACACGAUGCUGGCGGUCGAGGACCCGACGGUGCUGGCGUGGACGCCCGACGGCCUCGCGUUUGAGAUCCGCGACCAAGACAAGCUCGCGACCUCGAUCUUGCCGCGCUACUUUCGCCACGCCAAGUACCCGUCGUUCCAGCGCCAGCUCAACUACUUUGGCUUCCGCAAGUGGUCCAAGCAGAAGGCGGUCGUGUGCACGUACGGCUGCCCGUUCUUCACGCGCGACGCGCCGCAGCUCCUCCCGCACGUCUCACGGCGGCCGCGCCAAGCGCCACCGUCGCCGCCGACGCCAGUGGCCAUCGAAAAGCGCCUCGGACUGCCCUCCAAGAUGGAGCUGCCGCCCACGGACGGCCUCGCGACCUUUUUGGACGUGGGCAUGGACGACCUCUGCUGGAUACUGACCGAGUAG